Molecule: messenger RNA, 1102 nt
Organism: Esox lucius (northern pike)
Lineage: Eukaryota; Metazoa; Chordata; Actinopteri; Esociformes; Esocidae
Exons: 5
Coding region: 25-717 (230 amino acids)
Molecular function (GO): protein binding
Source: RefSeq, a predicted model, not a curated record
CUCCGCUGAAGACCAUAGGUUACCAUGCCAUUGCCAAAAUACAAUCCAGGCAGUAACGGAGUCAUGUCUGUGCCAAAGAAAGCAGGACGAAAAUCCAAAGCGGCUCCUGAAGAGGCAGCGCCGGUGUAUGAGCCGAACAUCCCAGAACCCACAACCAGGGCUGACUUAAUGAAAUACUGCAUCCCCCUCACCCUGGAUGACAAAACGGCACAGAAGCUGCUGUGGAUCUCUGAGGGCAACCAUAAAGUGUCUCGCAUGUCAGAGGAGGUGUGUCCGUACCCCAUGAGGCCGGAGAGAUACGAGCAUUCACCACAGGUGCUGUGCAAGGAGGGCCUGCUGGGGCAGCGAGGCUACUGGGAGGUGGACUUCGAGGGAUGGGUCGUGAUCGGGGCGGCCUACGAGAGCAUGCCCCGGAAGGAGGGACCCUGUGGGCUGGGGGAGAACGAGCAGUCCUGGGGAGCGGGCUGGGCCGGCUCCUGCUACCACGUCUGGCACAAAGGGGAGAACACAGAGGUGGAGCUGCCCUACUGCACCACCGUGAGCAUCUACCUGGACCAGCCCGCUGGCAUCAUCAAGUUCUUUGUCGUGGAAGGGGAGGCAGAAAAAGAGGUGCGACUGAUACACAAGUUCAAGACCACCUUCAAAGACAAGCUCCUGCCGUGUUUCUGGGUGGGCCAGAAUUCCUACUGCUGGAUCCGAAAACUAGAGGGACAGUAACGGGACAGUGGUUUGGAGAAACGGGUCGUGCAAGGAGGAAGAGACGUGGGUUAGGGGGGCAGGUUGAACGGAAGAUGCGUUUCACGUAUUUGCAGAACAGCGCUGGUUUGAGGAAGCAGAAUUUCGGCAGCGAAUGGAAUUCUCACAAGAUAAAAUGAGUUCAGUGUUACAGUGCUCCCUGUUGCAUGAGGGCAAUUUACAGUGCAAUUACUUGAUAUUAUGUUGAAGGGCAUGUCUUUUAUUAGUGCAAUCAGUGGUGUCUGUUACAGCAUUUGUUAGCCUUAAGAGUUCAAUUUAGAGCUUGUAUAGUUUUCUAUCAGAUUAAACCGUGUUAAUGUAUGACUAGUGAAUAAACAACUGUAACGACGAUGGGACUUCAGCUACU